Messenger RNA from Amphiprion ocellaris (clown anemonefish), 6000 nucleotides. It is a transcript of the gene adamtsl2, whose product is annotated as ADAMTS-like 2. Lineage: Eukaryota; Metazoa; Chordata; Actinopteri; Pomacentridae. The record is from RefSeq and is a predicted model, not a curated record. Gene Ontology annotation, biological process: extracellular matrix organization. The coding region runs from base 1156 to 3990 and encodes 944 amino acids. Gene Ontology annotation, cellular component: extracellular matrix. The transcript has 24 exons.
AUGAAGACGGCCGAUCCGAUGGGUCCGGAGUAGAUCCCGUAGCCCCAGCGGUCCUGGUAGAUCCUCACAGCGAUGGUCAGAACUCCAAACAUGGUGAUGGACGAACGCUGAGGUUCGUCAAAGUCGCCCAGAGCUGCAAGUUGUGGUUUUGGACAUUCAUGCAGAUUCUCACCGAUCAGAGUGACCCACAUGGAGAGCGCCGUGCCGUAGACGCUGAAAUAUUCCAGGAUGUCGUAUCUCAUGAAGCACAGGAUGGACAGACCUGGACCGUCACACGCGUGGUAGAUCUGCAGGAGGAACAUCUGACAAGCUUCAAACUCCAACCAGAAGCAUCCUCCAGAACCUGAACUGAACGUCUCACCACGGUGAAGAACAUGGUGAAGAAGUAGACCAUGGCCUCCAUGUGGAAGCCCCGCUUGGCGGCGACGCUGGCCGUGGGCAGGAACACCAGACUGCUGACGGUGGGGAGCAGCAGCUUAGCGAUGAAGGCGCCCAUGAUGGAGGAGAACCAGAAGAACCAGGAGAACCAGCAGGGACCGGGAUAAAUCCUGCAGGAGACCCUCAGCCUGGUGGAGCUGAAUCACACAGCCGGCAGGACUCGACUCUCUCUGGGGGAAGAAUCGAUCAGCUGUGAGUCUUUAUUACCGUCAGCAGCAGCAUGACCUGAAGUGACCCCGACGUGGAGUCAGGAGGUCCAGAGGUCAGGAGGACGGAGAAAGUGGAAGUUAGAGGAGAAGAGGAAGAAGAGCCUGAAUUACUCCAACCUGUGGAGUUUAUUACGAAACCAAAAGUUUGUAGUUUCUGUCCUCGUUGUGGGAACCAGAGACGACUUCCUCCACACAUCUGGACAAACAUCAGGCUUCCCUCUGAUUGGCUCAGAACCAGCAGCGACCUCCGACCUCCAGUGGAUCCAUGAAACCAUCCAGAGAUGCUAAUAAACCGGAGAGAGAGACCGAAGGCAGAGCCGAUCCUCCCACCGCCGAGGAGGAGGAUGCAGCCAGAGAACACCUUACCUCCCUCCCUCCCUCCCUCACUCUCUGCCUCUUCACUCCACGGCGACGGCAGCAACACAACGCUGCUGCUACACACCGACACACACACUGAGCGGCAUCCUCAGCUCGGACCCAGACGGCCCUUGGACUGCUGCAGGCGAGGAUGAGGCUGUGGUCGUGGCAGCAGUGUGGGGAGGUCGCUGUGGUUCUUCUGGGCUUCCUGACGUUGGUGGUUUCUGUGGGGAAUCUGUCCACCAGAGGACUGCAGGAGGAGGGCGUGGCCUCCAACAGUCUGGAGGAGGAGCUGGAGGUGACCACGUACUGGUGGGGGGAGUGGGCCAAGUGGACGGCCUGCACUCGGACCUGUGGAGGUGGAGUCAUGUCUCAGGAGAGACACUGUCUGAAACAGAGAAAGAAAGUUGCUGCCGGGAAGGACAACAUGACCUGCACAGGAACUGCUAAGAAAUAUCAUCUCUGCAACACUAAGGAAUGUCCGGCCACUGGGAAGAGCUUCAGAGAGGAGCAGUGCUGGUCCUUUAACUCACAGCUUUACAAUGGGAGGAACUACCAGUGGAAACCUCUCUAUCCCGACGACUAUGUCCACAUCUCCAGUAACCCCUGCGACCUCCACUGCACCACCGCCGACGGCCAGAGGCAGCUGAUGGUGACAGCCAGAGACGGAACUUCCUGCAAGUACAGCAGCUACCGAGGCGUCUGCGUGGACGGUAAGUGUGAGCCGAUCGGAUGCGACGGCGUUCUGUUCUCGUCCAACACUCUGGAUAAAUGUGGAGUCUGUCAAGGCGACGGCAGCAGCUGCAGCAGAGUCACCGGAAACUUCAGGAGAGGUGCCACGACUCUGGGUUAUUCUUUCAUCACUCAAAUCCCCGAAGGAUCCUGGGACAUCCAGAUCAUCGAGAGGAAGAAAUCGGCCGACGUUUUAGCUGUGACCGACCAGGCCGGGAACUUCUUCUUCAACGGCGCCUACAAGGUGGACAGUCCUCAGAACUUCCAUGCAGCAGGAACCGUCUUCAAAUACCGCCGACCCAUGGACGUCUACGAGACCGGCAUCGAGUACAUCGUCGCCAAGGGCCCCAUCGACCAGGCCAUCAACAUCCUGGUGUGGAACCAGAACGGUCGGACUCCCUACAUCACCUACGAGUAUACCGUCCUCAGAGACUCCCUGCCUCCCGUCCCGCCUCCUCCCGUCUACACCGGGUCGGACUCCUCGGCCGGUGAGGUUUCCGUGGAAGUGGGAGGUUUGCUGGCUCCCAACGGCAGCGUUUACGACCAGACGUCUCCCGGAGAUCCGCUGGACGCCGGAGGCAACGAUGGACCGAAGGGACAAGAAACCAAUGAGGUGUACGAGGAGACGGCGGCCAUCGACUGUGACCAGGACGGAGCAGCAGCACCAAAGUUCACAGGAAACAGCAGCCAUCCAGGCAGCACUGCCAAACCUGCCCCUGAUGGUGGCGCUCUGGAUCCAGGCCCGGACUCCCAGAACCUCAUCUGGAGGGUUCUGCUGGACGGCCGGAUCGGUCCGGACGAGCUGCUCAUCAACAUCUCCACCAACCAGCUGCUGACGGAGGGCGACGGUCUGUUCUCGUCCGAGGUGGGCCCGGCGGAGGUGGGCAGCCUGGAGCCAGGAGGUCCGUUUGACCUGAACCAGACCAUGGCCUUCAUGCUGGGAAACAAACGCAACGACAGCGGAGACAACGUCAACCAGAACAAGACGGUGCAGGGCGGAGGGAGGACCUCGGGCCGGUCCAACAGAACCAGGGGGAAUCAGAGACUUUACCAGAAGAACCUGAAGCUGAGCGCUGCAGACAUGUACCGCUGGAAGCUGUCGUCUCAGGAGCCCUGCAGCAUGACCUGCUCCAUCGGAGUGUCCAAGUCGUUCGUCUCCUGUGUUCGGUAUGACGGUGUCGAGGUUCAUGACAUGUACUGUGAUGCUCUGACCCGACCAGAACCCGUCCACGACUUCUGCAUCGGGAGGGAAUGUCAGCCCAGGUGGGAGGCCAGCAGCUGGAGCGAGUGUUCUCGGACCUGCGGUGAAGGUUUCCAGUUCCGUCAGGUGCGCUGCUGGAAGAUGUUGUCUCCGGGCCUGGACAGCUCGGUGUACAGCGACCUCUGCACCAUGGCCGACCUGGAGAGACCCAUGGAGAGACGAGCAUGCAAGAGUCCAGCCUGCGGUCCACAGUGGGAGGUGGCCGAGUGGACCGAGUGUCCAGCUAAAUGUGGCCGUAAAGCUCAGGUGAGUCGAGACGUUCGCUGCUCCGACGAGACCCGACCAUGUGACCCCCUGACCAAACCGGCCAACAUGAAGAACUGCAGCGGGCCGCCCUGCGAACGCCACUGGACCGUCUCCGAGUGGGGUCCGUGUUCUGGGUCCUGUGGUCAGGGGAAGAUGCUCCGUCAUGUUUACUGUAAAGCUCCAGAAGGUCGAGUGGUUCCAGAGAACCAGUGUCCUGCUGAGGACAAGCCUCUGUCUGUCCACCCCUGUGGGGAGAGAGACUGUCCUCCUCACUGGCUCAGCCAAGACUGGGACCGGUGCAACACGACUUGCGGCCGCGGAGUGAAGCGUAGGAUCGUCCUCUGCGUCGGCAUCACUGGAGGAAAGUUCCAGACCUUCGAUGAUGAGGCCUGUGGAGGCGGAGAGAAGCCUGAAGAGGAGAACACCUGCUUCGAACGGCCCUGCUUCAAGUGGUACACCACGCCCUGGUCUGAGUGCACUAAGACUUGUGGCGUGGGCGUCCGGAUGCGAGAUGUGAAGUGUUACCAGGGCAGAGAGUUGGUCCGAGGCUGCGACCCGUUGACCAAACCAGUGUCCAAACAGACCUGCACCCUUCAGCCCUGCCCCACGGAGCCCCCCGAUGAGAGCUGCCAGGACCGGCCCUCCACCAACUGCCUGCUGGCUCUGAAGGUGAACCUGUGCAGCCACUGGUACUACAGUAAGGCCUGCUGCCACUCCUGCAGAGCGGUCCGACCUCCAGCCUCCUAGUCCAGGACCCAGCUCCUCCACCGACUCCAGCCGAGGACACCUGGAGACACCUGGAAAGACCUGGACGCUUCUGGAAGCACCUGGAGACGCCUGGAAACACCUGCUGGGAGGAACCAGACCAAGAAUCGACCUGGUUUAAGAAGCCGAACGUCCGUCAUCAGUCCGAUAGUUCAACCCUCUGAACCGCCGACCACUUCCUGUCUCAUUUUUCCUCACUAUGACCUCAUUUUGGCUUACAUUCUUGCUUCAUUUUUGGCCUCAUUUCUCUUCACUCUUGGGCAAAUUUUUCACAGAUUUUAUUCAAAAACUGAAAAAACCUGCAACAAACCUUGGAAAACAGAAGUCUACAACUUUACAACCUUCACAAACUGGACAAGACAGUUUUACUGCCUUUUUGCUUUUUAGGUCUCUUUCUAAGUUUUGUCUCUUUGUAGUUAUUUACUCUCGUGUUUUUCAUUUUUUUAAAUUCUUUUUUCAGUUAUUUUGCAUCUCAUUUGAUUGUUUUGUGUGUCUUUUGGACAUGUUUGUCUCCUUAUGGUCAUUUUGUAUCUCAUUUCUGUAGUUUUCUGCCCAUUUUAUGCUGUUUUGUGUCUUGUUUUUUCAGUUUUCCGUAUUGUUUUUGUCAUUUUGUGCCAUGUUUAGGUAGUUUUGUGUUUUAUUUUUGUCACUUUCUGUCGCGUUUUUGUCAUUUUGUGUCACUAUGACAGUUUUGUUUCCUGUUGUGUCUGUUGUUUCUCACGUUGGUUCUAGUUUUUCUCAUGACAGUUGACACUCUACAGUUGUCUUGUCUUUGUCAUUUUUGUCUCUUUUCUGUCGUGUUGCGUCAUGUUUUUAUUCUUUUGUGUCUCAUUUUGGUCAUUUUAUGACGGUUAGGGACAGUUUUGUUUCUUUGUGGUUCUUUUCUGUCUUGUUUUUGUCGUUUUCUGGUUCAGUUUUGCAGGUUUGUCUCAGUUUUGUCAUUUCAUGCCUUCACGGUUUGUGGAACUGUGGGUUUUUUGUUGUUUUAUUUCUUGGUUAUGAAGUUUUGUGUCUUGUUUUUGUCGUUUUCUUUCUCGUUUUGGGGUUCAGAGGGUUAAAUAACGUCAAAUGAAACACACACACACAAAACAAAACUGUUUUGUUAUUGUUUGUUUUCCAAACUUAAAAUUUAAUGUACUUCUGGUUUAUUGGUGAUAAAUUGGAAGAAAAUCAAACAGGAUUUUUAUUGUUUUGACAGUAAGUUGUCCACCAUUUAAAGUUUGGAACAGUUGCUUCUCAUGAAAAGACCCAACGGACUCUAAAAUAGUAGAACAUUAAAAUCACCUGCAGCAGCUUCUAACCUCUGAAAUAAUUUUAAAUAACCAACAAAAAAACUGUUUAAUUUGUGUUUUAACCCAAUAUUAUGUCCAGACCUGCCCUUAUUAUUGUCAUAUCUCAGCUUAAACCUCAUUAUUUCCGCUCUUAUUGAUUUUUUUAAUCGGUCGUUUGUUUCAGUUCUGGUUUGAAUUCAUCCUCCAACAUCGCCUGGAGUCGGAGACAAAGCGGAGUCACCGGUUAGCAGGAAAAGAUCGAUUAAAUUAUUUCUCAACUGAAUAUAACUGCAUGACUAGAAUAUUUAAUACAGAUACUGUUUAUGGAAUAUUAUUUAAUUUUAGCGUGUGGCGCGGCCCAACAGGAAGCAGAAACGACCUGGAACAAGAUCCUGUUUCCGCUUGGCGCCGUGCCGACGCUCCUGCAGGAUAUUUAUUAGUCAUAGCACAUUUCCAUUUAGCUCGACGCUCCUGAUGCUGCCGACGGUUCCUCAUCCGGUCAACUGAUGCCAGAUCUGCUCCGAGCGCAGACAGAAAGAUUCCUGACACUUGAAGUAUGGUUGAAGUGUAUUCGUCUCAUGUUUAACUCCGGCGUACUGUGUUUUUAUAUCACUGAUACCUCUUUGUACAAAACUAAAGUAUGGAGAUUGUGUACUGUCGAUAAUAAACUGAAGCCUAAAGGUACUGACUUGUAUUUCAAUUAAAUAACGGUUCAAAUCAA